This is a messenger RNA of Carassius gibelio (silver crucian carp), 767 nucleotides long. RefSeq lists its product as uncharacterized. The record is from RefSeq and is a predicted model, not a curated record. Lineage: Eukaryota; Metazoa; Chordata; Actinopteri; Cypriniformes; Cyprinidae. The transcript is spliced from 3 exons. Gene Ontology annotation, cellular component: external side of plasma membrane; membrane raft. Gene Ontology annotation, biological process: interleukin-15-mediated signaling pathway; T cell activation; positive regulation of ERK1 and ERK2 cascade. Gene Ontology annotation, molecular function: MHC class II protein binding; protein tyrosine kinase binding.
GGAAGGACUGACAGAAAGAGAAGAUGGCUGAUAAGUGUCACUUGUGUCUGCUGGGACUGAUCUUUCUCUCUUCACUUCUCACAGGUCUCAGUGGAGUGGAUGAUGCUCAUGUGUUCAUCAGUUCUGGUAAAGAUGUCCGUCUGCCCUGUAAUAAUGCUCUUCCUGACUGUAACUCAACUACAUGGAACUAUAAUAACAGAUUCAGAGAUUCAGUAACAGUUGAACUGAUUAAUUCAGGGAGAAAGAAGACAGACACAGAGAGACAUGAGAGACUGAGUCUGGGGUCUGACUGCUCUCUGAACAUCAAGAGAGUCACAAAAGAAGAUUGUGGAUCUUACACCUGCAGACAAUAUGUGAAUGAUCAACAACAGGGAACUGAUGCUGGUGUUUAUCUGCAUGUUCUUCAUGUCUCCUCAUCUGAGAUCAGUGCAGGCCGAUCUGUGAUUCUUUCCUGUCAGUUGUAUUCAUAUACUGGAGUCUCUUGUGAUGAUUGGAUCCGUUCUGAGCGAAUUGAGUUGUUCUGGGUGAAUCAGGGUGGUGUUAAACUGAAGAGAUCAGACUCCAUAUAUCAGAUAUCAGCUCCUGGUCACUGUAUCACCUCUCUGAAUACAACAAUCCUGAAUGAAGAUGAAAACGGAGAGUGGAGAUGUGAAGUUACUCAAGUCAAGACUUCAGUCACAUUUACUGUUAGGUAUUCAGGUGAGAAACAAACUUUCUUAACUUAAUUUCAGAAAACCAUCUGAUACAGACACAUGACUGAGGAUUAA